Messenger RNA from Trichogramma pretiosum, 1659 nucleotides. RefSeq lists its product as uncharacterized. The record is from RefSeq and is a predicted model, not a curated record. Lineage: Eukaryota; Metazoa; Arthropoda; Insecta; Hymenoptera; Trichogrammatidae. The transcript has 5 exons. The coding region runs from base 1 to 1659 and encodes 552 amino acids.
AUGUCAAACAGCGUCAAACGGAAUGUCACGAAGAGGAAAAGCAAGAGAGGAGGAGCAGGAGCGGAGGCCAAGGCCAAGCCGCACAAUCCGUUCAGUGUGCCGGGCGACGCUCAGCUGCUGGCCUACUGGCACUACAAGAACAGGCGCAACGAGCGCGACAAGGCCGACGGAGCGGAGCCGCCUCUCCAAGUGUUUCGCAAGGCCGCAGCGGCCUCGAACGCCUUCUCGAUGAGCGACUACGUGCGCGACAUCAGGCUGCUGUCCAAGUGGAAGCUCGUGGCCGGGCUGAAGCGGGACUGCGUCAUACAGAUCGACCAGAAGCUCAACAUCGAGCGGCAGCGCUUCCUGCGCAUCAAGCGCAAGUACCUCGAGUGCGUCGAGAGCCUCGAGCAGUUCGUGGCCAAGGACCACGACGAGAGCAUGCGGGCCCUCGGCCAGGCCGACAACGAGCUCGCCCGCACCCUCGAGUUGAGCGAGAAGCGGGACGAGCUGUCGCGCGAGUACGGCGCCAUGCGCCUCGAGGUCUACAGGUGGGAGGAGGCCUUUAGGACGGUCCGGGCUUGUCACCGCUUCCUGCACCAGCUGGCCGAGAAUCGCCUCGACGACGACGACGACGACGAUGACGACGACGUAGCCAACGACCUCAACGAUCUUCUCGACGAUGCCAAAGCCACCAAAGACAGCCAGUUGAACAUCUCGGACAUCGGCUCGCUCGAGUCGCUCAUAAGUGAGCCGCACGACCUGCUGCGACGCUUCAGCGAGAUGGAGAUCCAGAACGUGAGCGCCCUGGUGAAUCUCGAGUCGCUCGGCGGCCCCAUGGUCGAGCUGAAGGACCAGCUGGACAGGACCGAGCGGAGCCUGCGCGACGAGCUCAACGAGAUCGCCGAGGACAUCGAGGCGACCCGCCGCAAGAUCAGACUGGAGGAGAGACGGGCCGAGCGCUUCGAGGCCAAGGCCGCCCGCCUCAAGGAGGACAAGAUGGUCGAGCUGGUGGCGUCGGCCAGGGCGCUGCACACGCGCAGCCUCAUCGAGCAGGCCUACAAGAGCUGCUGCUUGCAAGCCGACGGCGAUGCGCUCGCCACCGCCAGAAAAUUAGAGUGGCAGAAGAAGGAGGAGGAGCAGCGGGAGGCGCAGCAGGUGCCGCUCAAACCGAUCCUCAUGGUCAAGGCCCUGGAGGACGCCUACGAGAAGAUGUGCUGCCAGCUCGACGCCCUGCCGAGAUACGUCGUGGCCGUCUGCGAGAAGGAGGGCUUCCGGGCUGAGAUGAAGAAGAUGCGCGAGGCCGAGGAGGCCGCCAAAAAGCGCGCACUGGCCCGCUACCUGGCGAACGCGCUCAAGCGCAUAAUGGAGCCGACGCCGCCGAGGACGCGUCCCCUGAUGAAGCGCUCGCGGCCACGACUGCGCACCAAACGGCUGAGCACGCUGCAGGCCGAGGCGGCCAACCAGGCCGAGGCCCGGGCCCGGGAGCUGCGCGAGAUGGUGCUGCAGCGGGACCUCUUCGGCAGGAACAGCGACGACGACGACGACGACGAGCCGAGUCAAGCCGAUCGGCUGGACGACAACUGGAGCGACUUUUACGAUCAGGGAGACUCGGACGGGUCCGAGAACGAGGAGGACGCGAGUCCCCGUUCCCGGGAUCGGAUCGAUUGGAACGACUGA